Messenger RNA from Papilio polytes (common Mormon), 4595 nucleotides. RefSeq names its product carboxypeptidase N subunit 2-like. The record is from RefSeq and is a predicted model, not a curated record. Bases 472 to 2538 code for a protein of 688 amino acids. The transcript is spliced from 8 exons. Lineage: Eukaryota; Metazoa; Arthropoda; Insecta; Lepidoptera; Papilionidae. Gene Ontology annotation, molecular function: protein binding.
UCGGCCGCUCGCGUCGAGUACGGUCGUGUCGGGUCGAGAGAGAUUGCUUGGCGCGUAGUCAUCGACGCACGCAAUUUUUGAAAUAAACUACGACUCGUUUUUGUGUUCACGUGUAACCGUGUCCCAAAGGGUACAACGGCUCCCGCUAACUGGAUCCGCUCUGGUUUUUUUAUUGUUUUUCUCCGGCAAGUGCAAAAUGUGAUGUUAUGUGCUCAACGAGCGUUCCGUCCUGUGUUACGUUAUUGCAAAGUGAACUCAAUGGAUGUAAUGUGGUUUUAAAUUGGAAACGUUAAUCUUUGGUGACUCAGUCGCAAACUGUAAAAAGAUACUUUAGGAAUGAGAGUCGUAUUCCCGAUCACAUGUUCCUGAUCCUUACAAAUUAAUAGUCUGUUACAUAAUCGGAGCUGAUGGCUACGUGAGAACGUUGAUGCCUGCAAACUACAUUCGAAUAAAAAUAUUUUCAAAACAGCAAUGGGCGCAGUGAGAGGCUCGCACGGUUCCUGCUCGUACAGCACAGCCUUUAGAAUAUCGACGAUGGCGCCUCUGCGUUUUGUACGACAAAUUGUCGACAUCGUCACAGCAAACUCUUGCAUGGUGGUGCUAGUAUCGCUAGUGUUACUGUCGUGGCGCAGCGGGGCGACGGCGCUCGCCAACUGCCCCGCCGGCUGCAGCUGUAACGACGACACGCUGGUUGUGGUCUGCGAGGAGAGCCGGCUGGAUGUCCUGCCCAUCGCCCUCAACCCCUCCAUACAGCGGCUCAUCAUCCGCAACAACAAGAUCAAAACGAUCGACAGCUCCAUGCAGUUUUACGCGGAACUGCAGCACCUCGACCUCUCGCACAACCACCUCGUCAAUAUCCCCACUAACAGUUUCGCCUACCAGCGCAAGCUCCAGGAGCUGCAUUUGAACAACAACAAGAUAUCAUCCAUCACCAAUACCACCUUCCGGGGGCUCAACUCCUUGACAGUUCUUAACGUAAAAAGAAACUACUUGGAGGAGCUCAAUAACGGAGUGUUCACGACGCUGCCGAGAUUAGAAGAACUAAACUUAGGCCAGAAUAGUAUAUCUAGAAUAGAGCCAAGAGCAUUCGCCGGGCUCACCGCCCUGAGAAUACUCUACUUGGACGAUAAUCAGCUAAGUUCGGUGCCUACACCUUCCUUCAGCCUGCUGGGCAGCCUCGCCGAGCUACACGUCGGCUUGAACGCCUUCUCUUCUCUACCCGACGACGCAUUCGCCGGCCUCAACAGACUAACUGUACUAGAUUUGAACGGAGCUGGACUCUCAAAUAUUAGUGAGAACGCGUUCAGAGGUCUACCAGGAUUAAGAAGUCUUAAUCUUCUAUGGAAUAGAUUGAAUGUGGUGCCAACGCAGCAGUUGUCCGGUCUAACGAGAUUGGAAGAAUUGUACAUAGGACAGAAUGACUUCGUAGAAUUAGAAUGCCAUUCAUUUAAAGGUUUGAAGAACUUGAAAUAUUUGGACGUUACCGGUGCUACACUAUUGGAACGCGUUCAAAGGGGCGCUUUCGAAGAUAAUGUAAAUUUGGAAACUGUCAUAUUAGCUAAUAAUAAGAAGUUAUCAGUUAUCGACGAUUGUACACUAUUAGGACUGCCGAAGCUUAAACACGUGUCAUUAAGAGACAAUGCAAUCGUUACGUUGAGUGAAACUGUGUUUAUAGGUAAAGAAUUGAGACAACUAGAUUUGAAUGAUAAUCCAAUAGUAUGUGACUGCCACAUGCGAUGGCUACAAGAACUUUUAAACGAGAAGAAUAAUUUCACCCAAAUCCAGUGCGCGAGCCCCGACAACCUGAAGGAUAAAUAUUUGAAGACAUUAAACGCGGAAGACUUAGGUUGCAUGGUGCACGACACCCGGCAGCAGACCUUCAUCUGUGUGGUCGUUGUGGCCUGCGUUGCAAUCAUCGCGGCCGUCGUCCUCAUAUUUUACCGAUAUAGGAAGAGUAUGCACGAGAAACUGAAGGAUUACAAAUGGAGCAAGGGGCGCAAAAACCUGGAAUACCACAAGCCGAUAUCGACCGAGGAGGACUGCAUACUAGAGCUUUACGCCUCCCCGAGCGUGUUCUUUAUGUCUGGCGGCCAGGGCUCAGCGCGCCGGCCGCCGCGCUCGGGGGGCGGCGGCACCAUGCCCGCCAACGGGUUCACCUACAUUGGCGGCGACGGCCGCGCGCACCAGCCGCACCAGCCCAUGACGCUCAACAACGGUGCGCCGGCACAUCAUCUUAACAACGGCUCGCUCCGCUCCUUGCCGGAUAAGAAGAACAACCGCAACGGUGUCAUAUGCCAUCCGGAAAACUUCCAGCGGAACCUCGACACCCGCUACUCCAGAAAGCAGGAGAACGGGUACCUGCGCAACUCCGAAACCAUUAUCGGGUUCCCGCGGGACCGCGACCGGGAGCGAGAACGGGAGUACGAGCGGGAGGUGCCGGACUACAGCGAACCGGAGUAUUCCGUCAUUGCGGAGGGCUACGGGCGCGCUGGGGAGUACCCGCGCGCCUGCACGCACUCCAACACUUUCAACUGCUGAGUGUGCGCACAGAACUUUUUUAACCGUUUGUGAUCUUGUAAUUCUAGCAAUAAAUCUUCAUUCCAUUAUGUUUUUCUAUGGAUGAACUAAGUCGUGAUGGGACGUAGAGCUCUAGAGCGAUUAGUGACGUUAGUGUUUCGGGUCAGGUAUACGUACGACCAGUGAGGACUAUCCUGAAUCGUAUUUGAUUUUAAUAAGAGAGUACCUUAUUUGUAAAUUAUAAAUUUAAGUAGUGAGGGAUCUAUUUUUCAAUGAAAUGUAAGGGGGGCGGGAAGACGUUUGAAAGUUUGACUUUCACAGAGGACGAGGUGGGUCGUGUAAGUGGCAAGGCAGAUGUCGACGCGAGGGGAGUGUGCAGACCUGACAGUGAUGCGCGUGCGCGUGUCGCGGCUGCCCGCGGCAUGCGCUUUGCCGAACCGACCGCGAUCGUACAAUGUACAGGCUAGUCGAUAUAAGCAUAGGUAAAGGAGGUUGUGGCAGUAUGUAAACACCUCCCCUAUUUUUUUUUCAUCUUAAUCAUGUGAUCUUGUAUUUUGUUUUCCCCCACAAUCGUGGAUUAUUGUAUUUGAUUUUGUACAAAACCAUUCCAUAAGAAAAACCUAUUAAUGUAACGUUUUAUUUAUAGAUGACUUGAUAAGCAUUAAAUAAGACACCAAUAUAAAAAGUAUAUUAGAAAUUAACGAAUGUAAAUAUAUUUAUAUUGAGAUAUUUAUAAAAUUUAAUACGAUCUUGUUCUUCUAAAUUUAUCGUAAAGUACUUUUUCCGAUAUUGUAUUGUUUGCUAUUCGGACUGACGAACGGACUCUAUAUGUCGCGACUCUGUUACCAUCUGUAGUUAAUGUCCGCCAUAAGUUGACCGUGGCUUCCAUUUAGCGAAACAUUUAUACAAAAUUAUGUUGUUAAUUUUUUUUUUAGUUAAAAAGUACUAACAGUGUAUUUUGUACGAAUGUUUCUAAAGUGGCAACCCCGGUCGUUUAAUUAGAUAUGAAUAUGAACUAUGAAGCACCACUUUGCAAUCUUCACGUCUCGAUCACUUCGUAAUGCUCAAUCCUAAUAUAGUAUUUUAUUUUAACUUUCACUUGUCAACACUUUAACCUUUGUCAUUUAAUCCUUAGAGUGUAAUGGUGUACUGCUAGGGGAAAGCCUUAAUUGAAAAGUAUUGCCAGUUAUAAAAAAAUAUUUAAAUUGGUAGAUAUAAAUAUGCAGGUGACUUACAAUUUUUUGCCAUUUAGAUAACAAUACAGUCGAAUUAAACAAAUUAGGACUUUAUGGACACUACUAUAUAAUGUAUAUUUGUUUGACAGUAGGGUUACUCUAGUAGUAUACACUCCGUUAUCGACCUCAUGAGAGCAUUGUUAAUUCUACUUAAUAAAUUGAAGUUCAUGCAUUAAGCACAUAUUUUAUUAAUUUUUAAUUAUAUUGUACCUCGGUAAGAACUACAUUUACCCCAGUUUUAUUAUAAAAUGACUAUCAAAAUUUAAUUUGAGUUUUAUCUUUGAUCGUUCACCAUUCAAUAAUACAGUUUUAAAUAAAGUAAUGCUUAAAACAGUUCAAAGUAAGUGAUUAUUAUUAGUUACUAGUAUUAUAAAUGCGAAAGCCUAGAUGGCAUGGCAACACCGCACGGUCGAAGACGCGGGCGUCACUUAGUUUAACAUAAGUAACUUUAAUACUUAUACAUAUGUAAAUUUUUAUAUCAUUAUAACGUUGCAUUUGUUAAUUCAAAGAGCAAUUAAAAAACUGUUUUAACAAGAAAUAAUAUAUGUAACUUGUUUAUUGGCGAACGAUCAAACUUAAUGAGCAAAUAUUGUUUACUUCAAUUUUACUCUGUUUACAUUAACAAGGACAGUUUUAUUUUAAUAUGAAGACGGAGAAAUUAAAGACUAAAUUAAUUAAGGCAUGCAUUAGUGGAUGCCGAACGAAGUAUACAAGUAAUGAAUACAUAUGGAAAACUUGUGAUUAGUGUACUCACAUUUGUAAUAGGGCAUCAGUCAUUUCUGUACUUUAUUGUAGUUAUUACCUACAUACAAACUCGAUAAAUAUAACAUACCUCAAAUUUUA